Messenger RNA from Amoebophrya sp. A120, 10158 nucleotides. The record is from the annotation of a GenBank genome assembly. NCBI's taxonomy places the organism in Eukaryota, Dinophyceae, Syndiniales, Amoebophryaceae.
CUGCGCUAAUCGGUGCAAGCUCAAACUACUGGCCAAUUUUUGGCGAUCGGUGCAAGCAAAACUGAGUUGUUACAGAGAAAGUUCACAUGAAAUGAAAUUAAAUGCCCGACAGACCACACAGAUCUCGCAAAAAUUGAAAAUCGGAUUCUGAAAUAACGCUGCAAUUGCGAUUCACCAAAAAAUGGAAGUCUUGUCUCAUGGUAACGAAAAACUGCAUACGAUCUAGAGAAACGAGUUUUAGUUCAGAGCUUGCCGAUCAAAAUUUUGGGCAUGGUUCUGGAAAUUUAAGUUGACCAUCGAUUUUGGCGGGUACUAUUUCGGCGCUGCUGUUUUUUUAUUUUCGAUCAGUCUUGACCCUUUCACGUAUUCUGUUUCAAAUUUUUUACAGGCACAGGGUGAGGUGGCAGAAGUACUCUGUAGCUUACGGCGGAAUCAUAAACCAUUUUAGGUUAUAGAAUCAGCGCGACUGAAAACUUCCAGAUUUUUCUCGCGUUGAGUAUAUAUCAUUUGAAAAGAAGGAGCUUAUCAGAUUGAUUUUGGUUUAUUUUUUUGCUAGAGAGUUGAAUUACCCCCUUCUAUUUGGAAGAUUUGUCACAAAGACAUGUCUGCUACAGCCCCUACUUCAAAAAUCUUCGCUAGUGCAUCAGCUGUAAGUACUACCUCCACCGCUCCACGUCUGUAUAACAAUAAAUACGUUUCUUUUAACAAUGUCGUUGAAAGGGACGCUGAAGAUUGUGAUGACUUCAAAAAAAGUCGCUACUUUUGAACAAAAACAAAACAACUAGGGCCCAGUACGUUUAGCAGCAAGGACUCCGAAUUUGCGUCAGCAGAAACGCAAUAAGAGCUUGCUCGCGACUGGUUGGUGCCGAGGUAGUAACAGAAACCUCAACAAACAGGGAAAGUUAUCUUUUCAUUUGAUACUUCAUUUGAAAGCAUUUUUAUCUUGCAAGGCCUAGUAGUACCCACGACGAGCGGUCCUCUCGUCUCGUAUCCGAUCCUCUGACUGGCCACCACGACGAUCCUUUCAGAGGCACCCAGAUCCACGCAACAGCAACAGGAAGGAACACGUAGCUGAAAUAGAAAUGAGCGAUUCCUUCCAAGACCGUCCGGCGUACACCGCCGGCUACGCCCUCGCCUCCCCGGGUCUGAUCGCGUUCUAUGCUACCGUUGCCGCGCUCGUGCUCUGCACGGUCAUCUUCCGCCUCGCCGCCGGGUCCAGGUACCGGUCGUCCGUUUCCGUUUUUGAGAAGAACAACUACGAGGGGAAAAAGCUUUCGUACCACGUGCAGAUUGGGUACAGAAGGAACUUUUUUGGCAGUUUCCUCUACGCCUGCUGGCUCGCGGUUCCGGUCCUCGUGCAGGGGAUUUUGUUUAUCCUCUGUCUCGCCAUGCUGGAGGAGAAGGACGUGGACAAGUGGCUGUGGCUGACGAAUGGGACUUUCGAUUUGAAAAUCUGCACGCGGAACAUGAUAACACUUGGGAGUGACGUAUUAUAUUGCAACCAGGACUACGGACCGUCAUCCGGGGCGUUUUCCUUCCGCAACAUCGGGUUUGUGUUUUUCGUUUUCUGGAAUUUCUUCCUGUUGAACAUGUAUCUCAUCGUCUCGGAGAAACUCCGUUUCCGGGCCAACUUCUACAUCCCGUGCGCGCUCUGGGAAUGCGAAUUCGUCAUGCUGGAGGAGUGGUUUAUCAUGGACGAGAAAGUCGCGAAAGUGGAACCAGGAGCGGUUCUUUUAGCCGGCGCGGGAACUACAACAAACAGUAACACUAACAUCAAAGCUGGUCCUCGUGCUGACAAAGAUGAUGGCAGAAAUGCGGCGCCGAUGGCUGCCACCACGCCAACAAGCUCCACGAGCAGCAGCAGCGGAAAGAACAAAGCGAACAAAAGAAAAAACAAGAUAAAGCAACAACUUGGACUUCAGGAAGAAACUGCAGAAAAAGAUCGCGAUAAAGCGGUCGCGAUGAACAACAAUCGGACCGAACAAGAGGACUCCCUCCUUUUGAUCAUUUCUGACCUGAAGGUGUGCACCCCGGAACUGACAGACAUCAUAUACGACUCCCGGUACCUGUUCGCGAUGAAGUACGUGGGGUACCGAGAGAUCGGCGUAGUCAGCUACAGCCAGCUGGGGGAGAACCUGUCGGAGGCGGAAAUUGAGGAAUUCGAAGCCUACCUGCGCAGCAUCAACUUCGGGCCGGAAGACCAGGACAACAUGAGCUGCGAAGAUAACACGUUCUUGGCAGAAGACUCGAGCACGGAACAUAAGAUGGACGAGAAGCACUACCCCACGCACUGGUUCUGGUUCCGGUGCACCCACUACUUUUACUGCCAUCGGCGGAAUUGUUUUCUGGAACCGCGCAACGAAUUCACUGACAACGACGUGAAUACAAAACAGUUUCUGGACACCUACCGAGGAUUCUUGACCAAAACUGGUAUUAACGCGGCCGCGAUGAACAAACAAGCUCAAACGGGUCAAAACAAUUCCAGUCGUGUGUCCGAUGAAGGACGGGAAGUAGAAGAGUUGAGGCGUAGUUCAUCUUCAACCUCCGCCGAGCAAGAACUUCUUGCUGAGGACUUCCGGCAGCCCAGUUCCGCUUUCCUUUCCCAACGGAAAUACGAGAUUCUGGGGGAGAACAAGAUUUCCGUGGAGUGUAAGCCCUACGGGUGGUAUCUAUCGCAGGAAUUUUGCGACUUUACCACUUUGUUCCAAUUGCACUGCUUGUGGGCUCCGAGUAUAUUCACGAACUGGAUGCUCGCGAUUGUCUCCGGCGUGAUGUGCCUGCUGUUUGGCAUGCGGAACGCCUGGAACACGUUCGACGCACAGAGGGAGAUCCAGCGGCUCGCGAGCCGGACCAGCGAGGAUUUCGUACACGUCUUUCGUUACGUUGGGAGGAAGAAAACCGGGAGGAAAAACAACUACAACGACGGAGUCGUCGGGCCCUUCUCCACCACCACCUCGCGAGGUGGAUUCGAACAACAAAAUAAAUUCCUGCAACCCGCGACCAGCAGCGUGCAGAACCGGUCUCGACCCAUGUUCGAAAUGGAGUCCGUCCACGUCUCCGAACUCGUUCCUGGGGAUCUAGUGGAGAUCCCCGCGACAGGCGUGGUCCCCUGCGACUGCGUCGUGGUUGAAGGUGCUGUGGUGGUAAACGAGAGCAAUCUGACCGGGGAAGCCAUGCCGAUCCAGAAGUUUGCGCUCGAAGGAAACGCCUCGGAGAGACUCUGCUGGAAACGGCACGCGAAGAAGAACAUUUUAUGCGCGGGGACGGCCAUCAUGCAGAGCCGGGGGAAGACCGGGAACGACCCGGCCGUCGCGGUGGUGCUGGCAACGGCCGCGGGAACAACUAAGGGGUUGAUGAUUCGAAGUAUCAUCUACGCGGAAGAGGUAAUUUUUACUAGUAUCUAUGGGUUUGAUUGUGAUUCAUUUUUUCAACACCACAGUUGCGUUUGGUUUUGAUUUGUUUACUUCGUACAGACAAAAACAUUGACUGGGAAUCUUCAUCAUGUUCUUUCACACCUAAUCUUGUUCUCAGGUUCAUUUCGAACUUUACGACAAGCUGCCAAUCGCAGUGCUGAUGAAUGCCACUUUUGCCGGAGUUGUCGCGAUGCUCACGAUCUUCAGCCAAGCCGAAUGGCAGGCAUUGUUGAUCGCGGGCUAUUUCGAAGCGGUUUGUAUCAUAGUUCAAAAACGCAACGGCCACUUUAAUAUACCCAGAAUUUUUGGUGUUGGUCUUGCAUGGUAAUAUUAAAACUAAGCGGGCCCGCCAGCGCGGAGGACGCUGCAUGAGCGUGUGAUGUUGUUGUCUGGCCGCUAGUUUUAACACAGUUGACAGCACAACAAUAGAUACAGCUUCUCCUGGAUUUGAUAUUCUCGUGUUUGAUGCGGUUUUGAUUUUGAUAGAUGGUGCAAUAUCCCGCCUGGUUUCCCCCCUGAUUCUGGUUGGCUUCAAGAUCACGCAGGGCCAGGCCGCGGCCCGGUUAAAGAGUGGUCCCUACGAAAUCCAGUGUUUGAGCUAUCGGCGGAUUCCCAUGGCGGGAAAGAUGGAGGUCCAGUGCUUCGACAAAACGGGGACAUUGACAGAAGAGUCGCUGCAUCUGCACGCGGUACAGGCGGCGCUUCUUUCUGCGAAACAUUUAGGACUGGAGGAGAAUUUUUACGCAACCGGUGGUGCGACGUCGAAUGGUGCUUCUAGUUGUGCAACGGGUGGUCUCAUGACCAGAAAACAAGUAGAACAAGAUACGACAGCCACGACGACUUCUCAGCCACCACUCACCGUGCACAUGGGCGCUUUACAUCAGACCACGAGUGGCGGGCGCGAUAUGCUGCGUGCCAACUCGCACGUGUUCAGCCUGGCGGACCUCGCCGCCAGUACCUGUGACACCGUGACGGUGCUCGACGACGGGGUGACAUUGGCGGGGAAUAAGGUAGAGUGCGAGCUUGUGCACUUUUACGGUAUGGACCGCGAUCACAAGCUUGCGGUCAAGCGGUCUCACGCGGGAAGGGAUACCGAAAGCGCAGCAAAUAAGGAAGAAGGUGCUGCGCGGGACGCCAAACUGAUCCACCGGCACCCCUCGGACGGAAGGAUUUUGGCGCGCACGGUUCGCCAAUUUGAAUUCGACCAACGGACGCAGCUGCAGUCCGUCGUGGUGGACAUUCCAAAGCACGUUCUCGACGGCGCGCUGGAGCCCGCUGAUUUGCAGUACGUGUCACAAAGCGGAACCACUACGACAGGCGAUCGAAAGCUGACGUGGGACGAAAUGGCGAUGAACCAGCGGCGAUUGAUCCAGAACUACGAUUCACGGGCGUCCGUGAUUGGAAGUGCGACUCCCGAUAGGGUGGAUCAGCAUCUUCAUACCAGCCCCUUGCUGUUGAGCAACAGCAGAGAUACUUCCGUCGCCGACCAUGGAGCGCAAGAAAGCAACGUUUCUACGCCGGUGAUGCAGAUGAAAAUAGAGGAAACAGACGCGGACUUUAACUCCACUUCCACGGUGUAUCGCAGUAGCCGAGACAGUGGCACGCGCAGCCCUGCUGGGGGCGGUCUGGUACCACGGGCACAGCAUCAACCAGCCCCGGAAAUAACUGUGUUUCCACCAGGAGGAGAUCCUGCUUUUCAACGAAAUCACACUUCCGCGUCCGUAGCGAGUGCUGCCUCCGUAUCUCCUUCCCCCGCCCCUACUUCCGCCGCGACCCGGUUUCUCUUCGCCAAAGGGAGCCCGAUCAAGGUGGCCUCGCAGUGCCGCCCGGACUCUUUGCCGCAGGAUUUUCACGCGCGCGCCCGGCACAUCGCACGCAGCGGGUACUACCUCCUCGCGUUGGCUUGCCGACCGCUUCUGACGGAAGAGUUGCAAACAGCGGAGAAGCGCGAGGAUUUAGAGCAGGAUCUGACUUUUCUCGGCCUGCUUUACUUCAAGAACGAAUUGAAAAGCUGCACGGCGACCGCGAUCGCGGAGCUGCAAGACGCGGGAAUCUUCACGGUGAUGGUAACCGGGGAUAACUUGUGGAACGGAUUGCACGUCGCAAAAGAGUGCGGCCUGAUCCCCGCGUCGCAUGCCGGAUCCAUAUUACUGGCCGAUGCGGAAGAAAAGAAAACGCCGACAGGAGCAAAGAGAGGGCAAAGGAUUGUUGAGAAGAAAACCACUACUAGUAAUCUACUUGCGGUUCCGAGCGCAUCAAUGGACGGAAUACAAGGAGUUUUCAUGAAUAACGAGAAAAGAAAAGAAUUUGAGGCCGAAGAAACAGGACCACCAGUAGACCACCCGGACGAGGACCAAACGACAUCUAGCGGUACAGAAGAAGAGGACACUUCCUCUUCCGAAGAUGACAACGAGGAUCUUGAGAAGAAACCAGUGGAAAAACAGCUUGUCUGGACCCGCGACAUCCCGCUCCUCCAGGCCAUCUCCCCCUCGAAGCCGAAUGUGCGGGCCUCCCGCGUAUUCGCGCGGGGGGCUCCGCGCGCCAGAUGUUGCAGCUCUGCGGACCCGGGGUAUGACGAGAAAAUUGAGAGUUUGAUCGAGGACGAAACGACCCUGUUUGGCGUCACGCAACACGCGUUCACGUAUUUAAAAGAGCACGACCCGGAACUCCUGCACCAGAUCUUCCCCCGGGUGGUGAUUUUCGGCAGCAUGAGUCCCCAGGGAAAAGUGGACGUCGUGUCCAAGUGGGGGGCUUCCAAAGUGGUCGGUAUGUGCGGCGAUGGCGGGAACGACUCGGGCGCUUUAAAAAUGGCGCACGUGGGCAUGGCUCUAGUCCCGAAGGAUGGAACGUCCGAAGUCUCGAUCGUCUCGCCUUUCAGCAGCUCCGGCGGGGUCAAGCCGAAAGUUGGAGAGAGUGGCUCUUCAGCUGCUCAGGUUGAAGUUAUUUCCCCCGCAGACCACGAAAAACGCCCCUUGCUGUUGGAUUACAGCAGCGACGACAAAAUAAACGCAGAUACGCAUCAUCAUUCCGCGGCAAGCAAGCGAGAAAGGCGCGCAACGGAGCACGAUGUCCCCGAAGAGCUGCACCCCGACCCGUCUAUUCAUUCCGUCGUGAGUGUGGUAAAAGAGGGCCGGGCUGUGCUGGAGAAUUCCGUCGCCUGCUACCAAUUUUUCGUGUACUACGGCUGCCUCUCCGUGAUCUCCAAGAUGUUUCUGCAGGUGCGCCACGGCUACUACAGCGAGUUGGUCUUUCUCUUCCAGGACGCUUUUCUGGUCGUAGCGGUCACCUACGCGAUUGCUUCGUCCAAGCCGAGCCUCAAGGUCGCGAACUACACCCCGAGCGCGAACAUUCUGGGCUACGAGAUUUGCUGCGGGAUUUUGUCCCCCAUUGGCUUCUCCGUGUUGGCUUUGUUCCUCACCUACCGGAGUUUAGACGCGCAACCCUGGUUCGUCGCGCCCGACCUCUUCGAGCUCAACAUCGACGUGGCGGCUUGGUGGAGCAAGCAGGGCGUCUUUACCGCCGCGGUCACGGGGAGCUGGUCCGUGCUCUCCGCGGUCGGCGCGGCGUUGCUCUUCUCCCUCGGCGGAAAGCAGCGGAGAGCCUGGUUUCGAAACUGGAUCUUGCUGGUCGUAGUUUGUGUGGUGGUGCCACUCUGGACUUUUCUCUUGUUCACCGCGAACAACCCACUGAAUUGCGUUUUCCGGGUGAAUUGCGACAACGAAACCAGUUGGGCGACGACGUUUCAGCCGCUGACGUUCUUUUUAAACACCCGGGAACUGUACAACAGCGCCGUGUGGUUUCAGGACGGGAGCGGGAAAACGGAUUUGUUGUGGGUGUCCGAGCAAAAAUUGUCUGGUAUUGCGCCCUUUCAGGACCAGCCGGCCAUCGCACUGACCGGGAAGUUCUGCGAAGCGGCCAGGGGGUUUCUGGAAAGCGAAAAGAACAACGGGCUGCCCGUGUGGACCAGAACGACGACCAGUGGCGCGGAACAAUGUAUAGGGGCGUGCUUCAUUGCGUUUUCGUUCAAUUAGAAUUAGUUUUGCUUUGCUAUAGUACGAACAGCGACGUGAGCUUUAGAAUUGUCAGCAAUGGAAGAGACUUUGUAUACAGCAAGUAGUAGUGGUGCAGCCAGUGCGAACAUUAAAACUGUAUAGUUGAAGCUCUUGACUUCUGACAAAUGCACACUGCAAACAGGCAUCCUCGAGUUGGAGCUCGGUGCACCGGCUAGUUCAUUCCAAACACCGUCGCAAAAAGCGUAUCACUGCCAGCAGAGUUGCCGCGCCACGUGGUCGUUCCGCGGAGCCGACAACCCCGAUAGCCACGCCAACGACAAUCGCUUUUUUUGCUGGUGGACCGCGGUGACGGAUAACAGCUGCUUCCUGGUGCCGCGGCUUGACGCUGCGCGGAAACGCGCCAUGGGCCCGGAAAGUCAAAAUUUUGUAAAUGCACAGCUACAUCAGCCAGCAGACGUCGCACUACAACCUGGAGGACAACAAGGGCGAUCUUCGAAUUUUCUCGGAGCUAACCGAACGCAGGCCGACGUUGUACAGACUCCAUUCAAGGCUGACGCCAUCGCGCUAAGAGAUAGAACAGCGACCAACGCGAGCGGUCCCCAUAGAAAUUCUCCGGAAGAGCCACCCCGUCCCCCGGUUGGGUUUGAGCAACUGAGCCUGAAGACUGUCCACUUUCGCAACGCGCACAACGUUAUCAAAUGUAAAAAUGUCUGGGUCUGGAAGAAUGCAACUUGUCAUGCUAAAUCUGAAGCAGGCAGAAAUCUGUGUUGCAUGAUUACCAAAUGUCGUCCAGUUUUGACCAAGUCGGAGGGGAGUUUCUCAUGCAGGAUAGGCAUCAGAGGGAUCGCACAGAUUCUGUCAUGCCAGGUCCUGCAUUCCAGACCUCAUGGGUCAUGGAAAAACUGCAUGACAAAUCGCGCAUUCUUCCAGACCCAGACACUUUUACAUUUGAUAAAUGUGCUUGCGUGGGAGCAGCCGGCGAACACACCGCUGGAGGAGUCAUUGACACAGCCUUAUCAAAAAGAAAAAUCCCCCCUCCCCAUAUCGAAAACGAAAUUUUUACAACCGGAAGAGCCGUUUGGAAAACCGACUGCGUGAUUGCUGCGGUUUUACACGCUAGCAACCUGAAUAAAGCACAAACAUAAGGCGGGCGCCGGGGAUCGAUUUCGCCGCAUGGAGGCGCCUACUUUUGCAAGAUCGUCUUGGCAACCAAAAGGGUUCGGGCUCUGGGCGCGAUUUUAUUGAUAGAUGGGCCACAGGAAUUGACUUCCAAACGAGCCAAAUGGUUUGGACCAGAAAAAUAGUCCCAGGCAAGGGGGUUGAUGCGGUGUGGCUAUAAUCCACCCUAUUCGCAGGGCUUCCGCCUACGGAGAACCAACCUGGCUGAAGACGACGGCUGCUUCGUCCCUGAUCUGGGGAAAGCUGGCCCGCCGGUCGUUGGGCUGGUGACAAUAGGACGAGCCAGGCAACUGGUCGGGUUGGUUGGCCGUAGGACUACUCCCCGCCCCGCGCGGCGCACCCGGAGGCCUGUCUCCCACCGUGUUUCCGGGGCUUUUCCUUGCCCCGUUCGUGCGCCAUCUCAAAGGCAAACCGGGGACCCGGGAACGGCCUUCCGCGGGAUUAUUCCAGGAAACGAAAAAGGCGACAAAAAAAAAAAGCCAAAAAAACCCAGCGUUAGCCCCGCGCCGUUUUUAUCUUGCGGGCGCCUUUUUGUAAAAACGCAGCAAACACGCAGACGCCAAAAAAAUGCCGGAAUCUGCGGAUACAGUUGCGGCGUUUUUAGGCAAAUUGCCCAAAAUCACAAAAGCGGCGCGCGAAAAUUCGGAUACAGCUGCGCAGUUUUACAAAUGACGCGCAAAAAAGUGUUUUAUUUUUCGCAGUGCCAUCGUGAUUGUGGUAAUUUGGACCGUAAAAAAAACGACCGCGAGCCCGAUACAGUUGCGGCGCAUUUACGUUUUGGGACCCGGAAAGCGCAAACUUGCAGACAAAAUCGCAGAAUUAGCUGCGCGGUUUUAGGUUUUCAGCGGAAAAACGUGCGAGGUGUUGUGGGUUCCGCCCCUGUGGCCUGCCAAAAGCCGACAAAAUCGAAACGCGAAACGGCGGACAUAGCCCCUGCGCAUUUACAGACGAGGGGCCCCAACCCCGUGAGCGGUAGCAAAGACAUGCACCUGCUGAAAACAUCGCAGUUUAGGACUUGGCGGGAAUAAUGAGCAAGGGGCCGGCUCAUUUCUGUAAAACCGCAGCAAUCACGCUGGCGCUAUUCUUAACGGCCCUUUCGGCUCUAACGAAAUUUGUGAUGCAGUAUUUGAGUACACAAAUCGCAUUUGUCUUGCUGGAGGGGACUGCAGACCCAUGCCAAGCCUGAAUAGAGAGGCUUUGACUUAGGCGCUUAGCAUGAAAAGCGUCCGCGAUGUUGGCUCAACAGCAUGACAAACCGGCUCCAUAAUGGGACGGAAGCUGCUGCCCUUGUCUUCUUGCAACACACACGUGAUUUGUGACCUCAAAUCAGCAACACAAAUUUUCAAAAACCUACCUCUUCAAUAUGGGGAGGGGGGAUUUUUCCUUGCGAUAAGCCUUCGAUAAACGCGAGAACGUUCUCGUGGACCUUCCUAUUUCUCGCCACACUUGCGAUCGCCUUCACGAUAAAUGUGCUCAUGAGCAUUUUUGUGAUCAAAGGCCCGGUGGGAGUCUGGUUGUCCGGGAAACUUUUCGGAGACAAGAAAAGGAUGUGA